AUGGAUACGCUGUUUAGGUUGGUUAGCCUCCAAGCCUCCGAGCAGCAGCAGCAGCAGCAGCAAUCGGCGUCGUACAACUCCAGGAGCACCACCUCCAGCGGCUCCAGGUCGUCUUCCCACCAGACCAACGCCUCCUACAACUACUACCACCACAGCUCCAGCAGCGGCGGCGGCGGCGGCGGCGGGCAGUACUACUACAGCCAGCAGCAGCAGCCGCAGCAGUCCUACUACCUGGAGCCGUACCAAGAAGAAUGCGGUGGCAACGCCCACCAGCACCACCUCUACAUGGAUGAAGACUUCUCUUCCUCGUCCUCGUCGAGGCAGCACUUCCACUCGCAUGGCGGGGCGGCCCAUCCGCCCACGUCGUCCGCCACGCCCACUGCGCCCACGCCCCCGCUCUCCACCUCGUCCACGGCUGGCGGGGCGGGCCACGCGCUCUUCGAGGCGGCCGACCUGUCCUUCCCGCCGGACCUCAACCUCGACUUCUCGUCCCCGGCGUCGUCGUCCGGCGCCGGGGGCACAGCGUCAUCGGCCGCGGUGGGGGGAGGUGGCGGCGGGAGGUGGGCCAGCCAGCUGCUCAUGGAGUGCGCGCGCGCGGUUGCGACGCGCGAGAGCCAGCGCGUGCAGCAGCUGAUGUGGAUGCUCAACGAGCUGGCGUCCCCGUACGGGGACGUGGAGCAGAAGCUUGCGUCCUACUUCCUGCAGGGUCUCUUCGCGCGGCUCACGGCGUCCGGCCCCAGGACGCUGCGCACGCUCGCGGCGGCGACCGACCGGAACACGUCCUUCGACUCCACGCGCCGCACCGCGCUGCGCUUCCAGGAGCUCAGCCCCUGGUCGUCGUUCGGGCACGUGGCCGCCAACGGCGCCAUACUGGAAUCUUUCUUGGAGGCCGCGGCCGCGUCGUCGGAGCCGCAGAGGUUUCACAUCCUCGACCUGAGCAACACCUUCUGCACGCAGUGGCCGACGCUGCUCGAGGCCCUGGCCACCCGGUCCCCCGACGACACGCCGCACCUGUCCAUCACCACCGUCGUGUCGGCCGCGCCGUCGGCUCCGACGUCCGCCGUGCAGCGCGUGAUGCGGGAGAUCGGGCAGCGCAUGGAGAAGUUCGCGCGGCUGAUGGGCGUGCCCUUCCGCUUCCGCGCCGUGCACCACUCCGGGGACCUUGCGGAGCUCGACCUCGACUCGCUCGACCUGCGUGGGGGCGGCGCCACGACCGGCAUCGCCGUCAACUGCAUGAACUCGCUGCGCGGCGUGGUGCCGGGCGGUGCCCGCCGGCGCGGCGCUUUCGCCGCGUCCCUCCGCCGCCUCGAACCUCGGGUCGUCACCGUGGUCGAGGAGGAGGCAGACCUGGUGGCGACCGACCCCGACGCGUCCGACGAAGGCGGCGACACGGAGGCGGCAUUCUUGAAGGUGUUCGGCGAGGGCUUGCGGUUCUUCUCGGCUUACAUGGACUCGCUAGAGGAGAGCUUCCCCAAGACCAGCAACGAGAGGCUGGCAUUGGAGAGGGGAGCAGGGCGUGCCAUCGUUGACCUGGUCUCGUGCCCAGCGUCGGAGUCCAUGGAGCGGCGGGAGACGGCGGCGGCAUGGGCACGGCGGUUGCGGUCGGCCGGGUUCUCACCGGUGCCAUUCAGCGAGGACGUAGCCGACGACGUGCGGUCACUUCUGCGCCGGUAUCGGGAGGGCUGGUCGAUGCGGGAGGCCAGCACGGAUGACUCGGCGGCCGGAGCCGGCGUGUUCCUGGCGUGGAAGGAGCAGCCUCUGGUGUGGGCAAGCGCGUGGAGGCCAUGA
Molecule: messenger RNA, 1788 nt
Organism: Triticum turgidum subsp. durum (durum wheat)
Lineage: Eukaryota; Viridiplantae; Streptophyta; Magnoliopsida; Poales; Poaceae
Source: the annotation of a GenBank genome assembly